This is a messenger RNA of Panthera uncia (snow leopard), 1788 nucleotides long. It is a transcript of the gene HS3ST1, whose product is annotated as heparan sulfate-glucosamine 3-sulfotransferase 1. The transcript has a single exon. Bases 21 to 983 code for a protein of 320 amino acids. The record is from RefSeq and is a predicted model, not a curated record. NCBI's taxonomy places the organism in Eukaryota, Metazoa, Chordata, Mammalia, Carnivora, Felidae. Gene Ontology annotation, molecular function: [heparan sulfate]-glucosamine 3-sulfotransferase activity.
CCCGGCCCAGUGAAGCCACCAUGGUGUCCAGCACAGCGGCGCUGCUCCUGGGCGCCGUGCUCCUGGUGGCCCAGCUGCAGCCCGUGCCUUCCCGCCCCGCCGCCGCCGCCGCCGCCCCGCCCGGGGCCGAGCCGGACCAGCCGGAGCUGUCGCGCAGAGCGGCCACCGUCCAGGGCGACGGCCGGGACGGCGCGCCCCCCAACGGCUCGGCGCAGCAGCUGCCGCAGACCAUCAUCAUCGGCGUGCGCAAGGGCGGCACGCGCGCGCUGCUGGAGAUGCUCAGCCUGCACCCCGACGUGGCGGCCGCCGAGAACGAGGUCCACUUCUUCGACUGGGAGGAGCACUACAGCCAAGGCCUGGGCUGGUACCGGGGCCAGAUGCCCUUCUCGUCCCCGCAGCAGCUCACGGUGGAGAAGACCCCCGCGUACUUCACGUCGCCCAAAGUGCCUGAGCGCGUCCACAGCAUGAACCCGGGCAUCCGGCUGCUGCUCAUCCUGCGCGACCCGUCCGAGCGCGUGCUGUCCGACUACACCCAAGUGUUCUACAACCACGUGCAGAAGCGCAAGCCCUACCCGUCCAUCGAGGAGUUCCUGGUGCGCGACGGCCGGCUCAACGUGGGCUACAAGGCGCUCAACCGCAGCCUCUACCACGUGCACCUGCACAACUGGCUGCGCUUCUUCCCGCUGCGCCGCAUCCACAUCGUCGACGGCGACCGCCUCAUCAGGGACCCCUUCCCCGAGAUCCAGAAGGUCGAGCGGUUCCUGAAGCUGUCGCCGCAGAUCAACGCCUCGAACUUCUACUUUAACAAAACCAAGGGCUUUUACUGCCUGCGGGACAGCGGCCGGGACCGCUGCUUGCACGAGUCCAAAGGCCGGGCGCACCCCCGAGUGGACCCCAGACUCCUCAGUAAACUGCACGAAUACUUUCACGAGCCAAAUAAGAAAUUCUUCGAGCUUGUCGGCCGGACAUUUGACUGGCACUGAUUAGCAAUAAAGUGAGGCUCGGAACCUUUCCCGUUGGAAGUUCCGGUGUACAUCUGGGGGAGAGAGAGAAAAAGGAGAAUUUUAAAAGGGCAUUUAAGCUAUAAUUUAUUUGUAAAGUCCAUAAAUUACUUCUGUACAGUAUUAGAUUCACAAUUGCCAUAUAUACUAGUUAUAUUUUUCUACUUGGUAAAUUGAGGGCAUUUUGUAUUGUUUUUCAUGGUUGUUAACAUUGUGUAAUAUGUCUCUAUAUGAAGGAACUAAACUAUUUCACUGCAAAAAAAAAAAAAAAAAAACAACAAAAAAAAACACACAGAAAUCUGGAGACCCUGUCUUUUUUGAAUAUGAUUAACUUGCCCCGACUCAAAAUAGCUGUCUGUGUUAUAUUCGUUGCAAGAUCUAUAUAUUCCUUUGUUACUUUAAAAAGAAAUGUUUUUCAUGGCAAUUAUGCUUCUCUCUUGCCCUCUCUUUUCUUCAUUGUUCUUUUUAAUUUUUAAUGUCUCGCUGUGGCCAUCAGAUUUAUUUUUUACUUGCACUGUGAGAUCUGUCUUCACUGAGAUAUCCCCUGUUAUUUUCUGGAGGUUUCAGGUUCGCCCAUUCUUGACAGCAGGUUCCGGAGUGUGGAUCUUUUUUUUUUUAACCCCCGUAGACUCCGCGUGGACAAAGCAAUAUUAAGACUGGAGGAGUCGUUAAUACCCGCAAGAGGCUCCCCGUUACACAUCUCUGCCUCAAAGAGUGCUUGCAUCCGUUUCUGAGCGCAGCAAUGGGCAAAACGACACAAUAAAGGGGAUUAAACCGUUGGCCUUCA